UAUUCAUAAUAUUACUUAUAAUAAUGGAACAAUUGCUUUAUUAAUAUCAUAUCCAUUCAAUAAAUACACAUCCAAUAAAACACUACGUAUAGAAGUUCUAUCAUCAUCAACAUUCGAUCAACUUUGGUCACUUCCUCUUAAUAUAAUAUAUCAGGAUGGACGAAUCAAUCGUAUUUGUUCACUUACAUGUGAUGAAUGGCUUGUAAUCGAUCAUAAAACACCAAGCCUUUUACAUAUUGGCAAAGAUGGAAAAUUGAAAGCAAAGCGUUCAUAUGAACCAACAGUUCAUAAUGCUAUUUUAUUUGGUUCAAACAUAUUAGCUAUUAGAACUACCACUUCUCUUAAUUUUCAUAGAGUAUAA
Molecule: messenger RNA, 361 nt
Organism: Rotaria sp. Silwood2
Lineage: Eukaryota; Metazoa; Rotifera; Eurotatoria; Philodinida; Philodinidae
Source: the annotation of a GenBank genome assembly